AUGGAUGGCUCCUAUCGCUCUGUGGAGCUGAAGCACGGCAACAACACCACUGUGCAGCAGAUAAUGGAGGGCAUGCGGCUCUCCCAGGAGACCCAGCAGUACUUCACCAUUUGGAUUUGUUCAGAGAACCUCCACCUGCAGCUGAAGCCAUACCACAAGCCUCUGCAGCAUCUCCGUAUUUGGACGGAGAUUGUGACAGACUUAACGGUGUUAGAUCCUCAAAGGGAGACUCCUCAACUCUUUCUUCGCAGGGACGUUCGUCUGCCUCUUGAAAUAGAGAAGAAGGUGGAAGAUCCACUUGCCAUCCUCAUCCUGUUUGAUGAGGCUCGUCAUUGCCUGCUGAAAGGCUACUUUCCUGCUCCGGACAGUAAACUGAUAACUUUGGCCAGCCUCCUCCUGCAGAUCAUCUAUGGAAACUAUGAGAGCAAGAAGCAUAAACAAGGCUUCCUCAAUGAGGAAAACCUGAAAUCAAUAGUGCCAAUCUCAAAGGUGAAAAGCAAGGCAUACCACUGGACCAACAGGAUUCUUCAUGAAUACAAAGCUCUGAGCACCAGUGAGGGAGUGAGCAAAGAAAUGCACCACCUGCAGAGACUCUUUUUACAAAACUGUUGGGACAUCCCAACCUACGGCGCCGCCUUCUUCACUGGCCAGGUCUACACCAAGGCCAGCGCCAGCAACCACAAAGUCAUCAGAGUGUAUGUCGGGGUCAACACAAAGGGACUCCACCUGAUGAACAUGGAGACCAAGGUCCUUCUCAUCAGUUUAGAGUAUGGCACGUUCAUGUGGCAGCUCGGGCAUGCUGACCAGUACUUCCAGAUCCACAGUGGGGACAACAAGAUGAACUUCAUUGUGCACACAAAACAGGCUGGCCUUAUUGUGAAGCUUUUAAUGAAACUAAGUGGACACAUGACUCCAACUGAAAAAGGUCCUACGGAUAAAUAUGCCUACGGCUGAGGACAUUUCAAGAAACUGAAUCUGCCAAAAACCUGCAAACACAUCCCUUACACUGACCAUCCUCACCUGGAUGGAGAGUUCGACUCGCCAGAGUGGCCUUUUUUAUGGACAGCAAUCUAACCUAUCUUGGUGUGUUACGAGUCCAGCAUUUUGAAUCUAUGUAAAUAGUUUUAUUAUUUAAU
Molecule: messenger RNA, 1136 nt
Organism: Cyprinodon variegatus (sheepshead minnow)
Lineage: Eukaryota; Metazoa; Chordata; Actinopteri; Cyprinodontiformes; Cyprinodontidae
Product: krev interaction trapped protein 1-like
Exons: 7
Coding region: 1-954 (317 amino acids)
Biological process (GO): cell redox homeostasis; regulation of establishment of cell polarity; negative regulation of angiogenesis
Cellular component (GO): plasma membrane; cytoskeleton
Source: RefSeq, a predicted model, not a curated record